GUCUGACCACGUGCAAACCUCUCUCCCUACAUACCGACAACUAGUACUCCGUAGUGUUGAGAGGGCGGAGUAUUCACAGACCACGUUACCUCCAUGCGAGAUAUUGAAGGCACUAAAAUUGUUACAAUGAUCCAAGGCUUCUAAUUCUUGAAGAUGUUGUCCAAGGUCUAUCAAUGGACAUGAGGUAAGUUCGGCCGGCAAUGAUAUAAAGGUCGUUGAACAACCCGACGACUGGACGAACCGUACCAUCAUCAACGAAGCCCCUUUGACCACAUUCGCCAGAGACAUUCACAACCACCGAGAUUCAUUUGAUUAAAUUUCGUCUUAACCACCCACCACAUCAUCUAUUCAAGUCGCUCAAGCAAGAUGCACAUCAAGUCAACGCUUAUUGCUGCUCUCCCAGCCCUGGUGGCAGCAGCACCAACUGGGAGCUCCGGCCAGAAUCCUGACGCACCAGCGACCUUCCCAUCAGCAUACGGUCUUGUCAUUGGCUCUGACAUCCAGCCCUUUCACUUUGAAUCCAUCAACGCCAACAGUGGCAAGUUUUGGCUCAACCUGCCGCAAACCGUCACUUCAUGCCCAGCCAGUGUUGCUGUUCAAGGAUCAUGCCCUCCUGGAAACGAGACGGUGUUCCGCUCUGCGGGCGAUAUGGCCACUUCGGUGCCAGGCGGUCAACAGGUCUAUGUCUUGCCAUCUGGCGAGAUCCUCUUCACCGGGGCACACGCAAACGUUGUUCCUGAAGGUGCUGUUAGCUCCCCCUUUGUGUACGAGUACACGCCAGGCGCAGAGUAUGGAGAGGUGACCACGUACGCUUUCGGUGCGGAUGGAUUCAUGGCCUGCCCAACGCAUGGUAGCAUCGCCUACCAGGUAUAUGCCAAUGUGCCCAACGCAUGGGUACCACUGGGUGAUCCGUCCGCCUGUGUCUCCGUUGCUGCGUUGGCAAUCCCCUACAAUAAUGGUACCAUCGCUGCCUGGCAAUAUGACUAGAUCUGAGCACAAGGUGCAAAGGCGCGGUUGUGGGUUUGCCGAAGUUGACGUGUCAAGCGAGAGAGGAUACUGCCAGGAGUUGCAUGGAUUUUAGAUAUGUUUUGCAUAGCACAGGUGUGAUUUCUGUGUGGGAAAGUAUUGUGGUAUUACAAGUAAUUCGAUAUUGGAAUCAAGUUUAUUUCUAGACAGUCCAUGCACGCUGGUGAUGAC
Messenger RNA from Exophiala mesophila, 1197 nucleotides. RefSeq lists its product as uncharacterized. The transcript has a single exon. NCBI's taxonomy places the organism in Eukaryota, Fungi, Ascomycota, Eurotiomycetes, Chaetothyriales, Herpotrichiellaceae. The record is from RefSeq and is a predicted model, not a curated record. The coding region runs from base 367 to 987 and encodes 206 amino acids.